UUCCCGGAACCUCUCGCCGCUGCUGACGCAUGCGCACGUCCCGCUCAGCCGCGCGCUCAGAGAAAGGCGGAGGCGUGGCUACGCGUGCGCAGAGCAAGCGAGGACCGGAACGCCCGUCGCGGCGCGAGAGUCUGUAGCGGUCGCAAUUCCCAGAUAUACUUUUGACAUCAUGGAUCGAUUUGGAGAUAUAUCAGAAGGUGAAGUUGACCAUUCUUUCUUUGACAGUGAUUUUGAAGAUGCAAAGAAAUGUGACAGUAAUUUAGUUUUUGACAAGCAAAAUGAUGACCUUAAGGAAAGAAUAGAUAAUGACACCAAAAAUGUAAACUUAAAAUUUGAAAUACAAAAUGAUGACCUUAAAGAGAGAAUAGAUAAUGACACAGAAAAUGUGAACUUGAAACCUGAAAUACAAACAAAGGAAAAUUGCCUUACUCAGAAAGGAAAUGAAAGAAAAGCAAAAGUUUCCUCCAAGGAAUACCAUGUAGAAAAUGAUCCUACACAAACAAGAAGUUCCUCAUUAUCAUCCACAUCUUCAAAAUCAAAAAAAUCGUGUGAUGCUACAAAAGGACAUAAAUUACACCUGCCUGUUCCAAAUAGAAUUCCUAAAAUUGCAAAAGGUGAGGACGAUUACUACACAGAUGGAGAGGAAAGCAGCGACGAUGGAAAAAAAAGUCAGGUGAGGGCCAAGUCAGCUAAGCCCUCUAAAAACACAAAUAAAAAGUAUUCCAAAGUCAGUUCCUCCUCUUCUUUGUCUUCCUCAUCUUCAAGAUCAAGUUCAGAAUGCUCAGAUAUAGGGUCUGAUACCCAUAAAUCUGAUUCACGCUCAUCAUCAAGGAAACAUACUUCUGGUGUAGCCCUCUCAUCACCAAAACAAAAACGGAAAUCAGGAAGGAAAUCAGCAAGUGUACAGCCUUCCAGUGCUAAACAAAAAACUGCUAACUGUAAUGAGGAAUCAGAAGAUACUGUAACAGAUGUAACGCCUUUGUCAACUCCAGACAUCAGCCCUGUCCAGUCAUUUGAAUUGAGUCCAUCACAUGAUCAGAAAGUGAAAGUUAAAAGGCAAGAAAAUGUAAGCCGGGAUGUGUGUGAGGAUGUGGAAACUUUAAAAAAUGAUUUAAGAUCUCUGAAGUCAGCCAAACGGAAAGAAAAGCAUGAGCAGAAUUUGGCUCCAAAAUCUUCAGUGUUAGAAGCAAAUCUAGACCAUAGAGCCAAACAAAAAGUCUUACAUGACACCAUGGACCUUAAUCAUCUGUUGAAAGCUUUUCUGCAAUUAGAUAAAAAGGGACCACAAAAACAUCACUUUGAUCAGCCUUCAAUAAUGCCUAGGAAAAACUACUCUUUCACAAAAGAAGAGGUGAGACAGAUUGAUCGGGAAAAUCAGAGGCUUUUGAAAGAACUGUCAAGACAGGCUGAAAAACCAGGAAGCAAAAGUACAAUUCCUGGAAGAUCACUUGGCCAUCCCCCUAAGUUAUAUCAUAGUGCUCUCAACAGACAGAGGGAACAGCAAAGGAUUGAAAGAGAAAAUCUGGCUUUAUUGAAACGGCUUGAAGCUGUGAAGCCAACAGUUGGCAUGAAACGCUCCGAACAGCUAAUGGACUAUCAUCGAAAUAUGGGUUAUCUCAACCCUUCACCAUCCAUUAGACGAGUGAGAUCUACUCUUGGCCAUUACGGCCCACUGAGAGGAGCUUCCAGGACAUCCAGUGCGACCAGUGGUCUCAGUUGUAAGACUGAACGAUCAGUGUUGGACACAUCCAGUGGCUUUUUGCUAAGACCGAAACCCAACGUUCGUACUGCUUGGUUGUAAUACCUUUUAUUAUGGUAUACAUUGUUCAUCCUAUUUUAACAAUGUAUUUUUAUGUAUUACUGUAACUCUUUGUAAACAUCUGUAAUACUUUUUUCAACAAUUUAUACAACAGUGAGUACAAUUUAUUGUUGGUCAGUGCAAAAUUGUUACCAAAACACACUUUCAUGUAAAAUCAGUGUUUCAUAAGGUGGCAUGUAGGAGCUAUAUGUGUAUUUAAUAGAGAAAGGUGUUAUACAUGAAUAUUUUCUCUAUAGAAAUUCACUUGUGAUGCUGACAAAACAGCAGUGCUGAUAAUCCAUGUUGAACCAAGACACCCACUCUGUUUUUACUCUGUUGUUUUCAGUUAUUGUAAGCAUGAACGUAAGCACCUCAGACUUCUGUUGCUUUAGAAUGUCUGUAACGUGAGUCAUCAUUUGAUUGUGUGAUCAUUACACUUCUUAUGAUGAAAAUCUUGAAAUUUGUUUUCAUGAACAAGCUGACUGCAAUUUGAUGAGGAGGGUGAGCAGCUUGCACUGGUGCAAUUCUUGAAUCACCAGAGGUGCUUCUCUGUAAGAUUUUCAUUUCACACUGCAUAAAUAACAGGGUUCACUCUAGGAGCUUCUAGAAGCUUCUGCUUUGUGUGUUUAUGCAAUCAGGUAAAAUACUCAAGGAUUCUGAGGAAAAGGUGGCUUUAACAGCCUACUGUCUUAUGACUAGUUUGUAUCCCGAUCAUUUGCAUAAUAAACAAAAACAAAUAUCUGUUAGAUCAGUGAGCAAUAUUCCCAUCGAGAAGAGCCAAGAAGCAGACCUCAGAGUAUGUUAGAGCAGUGUUUGAAAUGAUACAAUUAGUAUGUGUGCUGUCAUUGUAUUAAAAGAAUAAGGAAGAAAUGCUUUAGAGAAACCAAUAAACAAGAAACUAAUCACACAUUUGUUAAAGCUACUGCCUUAAAUAUCAGUGGAUUUGCUUGGUUUGGUUUGGCUUGGUUUGGCUGAAUCCUUGAAGCACUUUUUACCAGUCUUACAUUUAAAGGCCUAUUUAUCCUGAUGGAUUUGCUAGUGACACAUGACACAUAGGUGCAAUAUAGUUGACGAUCAAAACUAGAAUAUUUUUCUGUCAACCUGUAGGCUGUUAUUUUAUGGAACAAAGGGUGAUAUUUCAUUGUCAUGCCUUUUUCAUUACUGUUUUUGUUAGUAUACCUUUAGGACAUACAAAUAAUUUUCAUACUCAAUGACAUGUUUUUCUUAAAAUAAGAAUUUUCCCCAGCCACGGUGAGCUCUGUCUGAUUUCAUUGCUCCAGCACUGUAGCCUGUGUGCCACGCCUGCUGCACCUUCAUUAGCAGGAGGGUAGACUGCACUUCACCAAAUGCCAGGUCAUACAUUGUUGAUCUUACUUUAAUAGAUAAUGUUUUAGAUAGAGCAGCAAAGGUUGGGAAGGAUUAGGCUAAAAAAAGUUGCUGAACACAUGCACCACACACACGCAUUCACAUAUAUAUGGUAGAUGUGUGUAUACCUCAUACAUGUACAAACACACAGCAUGAUUGAGGGUUUUUCUUCUGCUUUCUGGGGGCUGUAACAUUCUUUGUUACUGUGUUCUAAUGAAAAAGAUUUUCUACCUGCUUUGUAUAACCCUCAGCUGUAUAAACUAAGGUUUGUCUUAGUUUUUUAACUCUGAACUUCUAAAGUUUGUGUAACAACAAAAUGUAGCAUUUUGGCAUUUUCCCAAUGGUGAAUUAAUCAGUUUUUAAAACAGGUUUUUGAGGGAAAAAUGUGUAUAUGUAAAACCUUUUAUGUUCACAGUGGCAUUAGCCUAUGAGUACAUUUUAUUCAUAGAUAAAAGAAAUGCUAAUUUAUGCCUUAGAUUUUACUUUUUGAAAGAAGUUUGUCUGAGUAUUACUGAUAACAGGGAUUCAACUUCAAGUAAAGGGCAACCAUCUUUUAAAAACAAUUUACAAUGUUGUUGUAGAUGCAUAUACAUGAUGACUAUAAGUAGAUGGGUAGGAAUUACAAACUAAGAAUUCACUGAUGUAGUCAAAGUAUUUUAAGGUUAGGAUUUAGGAGGCAUUCGUAGUGGAGGUGUCAUGAAUACAUGAAUCACUUCAACUUCACCAACAUAAUAAACACAAGUGGGUUAGGGCUGUGGUACAGUUGGCUGACUUGUCCUUACUGCACAUACUCUGAAGAUCUGCUUCUGUAGCUAGAAAGUACGCUGGUCUUUGGCUAAUGGCCAGAUCUUAACGAGAACUGCUUUCAUCUCUGUCAAAUGUUGUUAUCUCCUUUUCUAGUAAGAUUUUGUAAAAGAUUCAAACUAUUAAUAUUAUUUCUUAAGGAGUAGGUACAACCUCUUUCUCUCUCAAUUUUUUCAGUCUCCAUUAAAAACUGCUCCUACCAGCUAUUCCAGUUAACGAUUCGUGGUUUGCUUGUAACAUUAAGUCAUGCAGCUGUGUUCAACCCGAGCCUCAAAAAGCUUUGAAAGGCUAUUGUGAUAAGUCUGCUUCUCACCUCCAGAUCCAUGCAGCAACUCCAGAGUAUUAAGGUUUAUGUAAAGCUUAAGAUGAAACUUUACCUUAGUUAGCAAUCAAAAACUGUUUUAAAUGCCAAAGUCUUAAUGUAAAUGACUGUAUACCACCAUAGAGAAUGUAUAUACUGCUAAUGGCUGAGUUGCUUAUUUUCAUGAAUAAAGAUUAGCAAGAAACUUUUAAGUCAUCUUUCUUUGAAAAUGUUCAAAUUUUUCAUGUUUUAGGCAUGAGGAGCUAGCUUGGUCUAGUGAAAAAGAAAUAAAAGAUUUAAAGAGAACCAA
This is a messenger RNA of Cricetulus griseus (Chinese hamster), 4578 nucleotides long. NCBI's taxonomy places the organism in Eukaryota, Metazoa, Chordata, Mammalia, Rodentia, Cricetidae. The record is from RefSeq and is a predicted model, not a curated record.